Messenger RNA from Eremomyces bilateralis CBS 781.70, 2006 nucleotides. RefSeq lists its product as uncharacterized. Gene Ontology annotation, biological process: mitochondrial respiratory chain complex IV assembly; protein insertion into mitochondrial inner membrane from matrix. Bases 311 to 1660 code for a protein of 449 amino acids. Gene Ontology annotation, cellular component: mitochondrial inner membrane. The record is from RefSeq and is a predicted model, not a curated record. NCBI's taxonomy places the organism in Eukaryota, Fungi, Ascomycota, Dothideomycetes, Eremomycetales, Eremomycetaceae. The transcript is spliced from 3 exons. Gene Ontology annotation, molecular function: membrane insertase activity.
GGUCUGAUCUGGUCCGACUUCAUCGCAGUAUUCCAAUCGGAGAUUUAAUCGCGAAUUUCUUUGAAGUUUGAACUUGAACCACGACGACAGCUGAGAUAUCAGGUAUCUGCAUUUGGCACCGCUGCCACCCGGAGAUUCUAGUCCAUUAUUUGUAUACAGCUGCAUCUUUUACCUUUCUCCGUCCUUUUCACGGUUUUCUUGCGCUCAAUCGGAUUGGUCGCAAGGACAUUGAUACUUCCCUUAACCCUCGGAGGUCGACCAGACGUCUGGACGAUUCAACCGCGAACGGUCCUUUAUUGUAUGAUCCACCAUGAUGCCCGUACUGGUCCGACGGCCCAUCACGGCUGCGGCCUCUUUCACAGCACGAACAACCCUAUCCAGACCAUGUGCUAAGACUACCUACUCUGCGCAUCGGCAGAUUCAUAUAGCUAGGCAGAGCGGCGGAGCAGCCCGAACACAGCAAUGGCUUCCUUCAUCCAACCUUUCUCGACCGACCCUUCUUCAACCAACUAAACUCCAAUGGCGCGGUCCCAGCGACUUACGGGCGUUUUCUUUUGGCGGCUCGGCUCCGUCCAAAAAGCCAGGUAACGAGUUACCCAACUUUGCGGACUCCACCAACGUCCCUGCUGCGGCCGCCUACCCCCAGAACACACCACCCGGCGCUCCAACAGGUGGAAUUCCACCCCCGACACAGACAGUUCCUUCCGAACCCGCUCCGCUCACCGACAACAUUGCCGGGCAGCCACUAGAUCUUGGACUUCCCGAUUUUUCCGACUCCCUCCCACAGAUCUCCGAGCAGAUACGAAUCGGAUAUCUUGAAUCCCUUGGACUGGAGUAUUCCUUAAUUAGUCCAACGCAUUGGGCAGAGUGGAUGUUGGAGCAUGUUGCCGUAUACACCGGGCUGCCUUGGUUGGGUUCGGUCGCGGUGACCGCUUUACUGGUGCGGCUUCUCUUCCUUCGGUCUCAAAUGAAGAUGAGCGAUAUAGCGGCGACGUCCGAACGUCGAGCGCCUGAAAUGGAGGCGGCAAAGGCCAAGCUCGAACAAUUCCGUAAAACCCAGGAUCACACCCUUUUACAAGAUCCAGUCGUGCAAGAGCUUCGAGGGACGAUGCUGAAAUCGUUUGGUACAAUGAUGACCAUGAUUUUUGGCCAAAUGUACCUAGGAUUCGGAUCCUUCUAUCUGCUCAAAGCGAUGGCGACCCUUCCUGUUCCAGGUCUUGAAACAGGAGGCCUUGCCUGGUUCACUGAUCUGACUGUCCCCGAUCCUCUCUAUGUUCUACCUGCUACUUUCGGCGCAACGAUUUUCUUGACCAUGAAGUACACAAUGCGACCUGCUCGAGAGGAGAAAGCUGCGCAAAUCCAAAAGUAUUUGCCUGUGGUCCUUCCUGGGCUUAGUUUCGUCGUCAGCAUAUUCUUGCCUGCUUUGGUGCAAUGCGCCUUUCUCGUCACGUCGGUGGUUUCAGGCACCAUUUCAUACCUGAUGAACGUUCGCGCAGUACGUGCACGACUCGGACUGGGACAAUUUCCGGUUGCCGCCGCCGCUCCCGCCCCCAGAAUCCCGCAAUUGCGCAUGAAGGACUGGAACGCACCGAGCCCCGCGAAUAGAAGCAUUGGCAUGAAAUCGUAUCAGGCACCGCAGAGGCGUAACUCGAGGAAAUAGACUACAAGAUCUAUCGGCGAAGAUCAAUAGCCUUCACCUCUAUUUCACGAGCCUUAGCGGUCACUUUUGAUUUGGGUCUUGCGAAAAUCUUGGGAACGACACGGGGUCGUGUCCAAACAUGAUGCAUGUUCUGGAAUACAUUGUACAUUAGAAUCGCUCCUCCAGUACUGUGUACCGUACUCUGUACUGUAGUGUGUGCCGUAGUGUGUACCUGUACAUUAUAUAUACUUAGAAGAUCUGGCAGCAGAAAAUCUGGAACCACACAUCGUUGAUGUACUCAUACAUCAAGAUAUUUAUUCUGCAUGUAAGCUCAGGGGCAGGGGCAAGUGCACGUGAUUCGUGGCAG